AUGGGUUUAGCGUGGCGUUGGAGAAGGAUCUCGGUCCUGUUACUCGCUUUUCUGGCACAGUGUUUGAGCGACCCAGAAAUCUACUACGAGAAGCAACGUUACGAUGGAUGGUUCAACAAUAGAGCGUAUCCGGAUUGGGGAUCGGUUGGUAGCAGACUGACGCGAAAGACACCCGCGUCGUACGCAGAUGGAGUAUACAUGAUGGCUGGAGUGGAUAGACCUGGUGCUAGGGCUUUAUCGAAGCUAUUCAUGAGAGGCCAAGAUGGAUUGCCUUCACUUGCCAACCGAACGGCGCUCCUAGCUUUUUUCGGUCAAGUGGUAACAGGAGAAAUAGUAAUGGCUUCAGAGUCGGGAUGUCCGAUAGAGCAGCAUCGAAUCCCGGUUGAUAAAUGUGAUCACAUGUACGACCCUGACUGCGACGGUGUGAAGCAUAUGCCGUUCCAUAGAGCCGCUUACGAUAGGUCUACUGGCCAGAGUCCUAAUAGUCCAAGGGAACAGAUAAACCAAAUAACAUCGUGGAUUGACGCGAGUUUCGUGUACAGCACAAGCGAAGCCUGGGUGAAUGCAAUGAGGUCAUUUCAGAACGGAAGCUUAGCCAGUGAAGGUGGUCUACCGUUGCGAAACAAGAAACGUGUACCGCUCUUCAAUAACCCAGUUCCACAUUACAUGAAGAUGCUGAGCGCUGAAAGGUUAUUUUUACUGGGAGAUCCGAGAACCAACCAAAACCCAGCUAUGGUUACCUUUGGAAUACUCCUGAUGAGAUGGCACAACGUGGUAGCAGCCAGAAUCCAUAAGCAACAUCCAGAUUGGACUGACGAACAAGUCUUUCAACGAGCUAGGCGUAUUGUUAUAGCUAGCUUGCAGAGUAUCAUCCUAUACGAAUAUGUGCCAGCUUUCCUCGGUGUACCUGUCCCCGAAUACCAAGGAUACCGGGCUGAAGUCGCUCCAGGUGUAACUCACGCGUUCGCAGUAGCUGCCUUCCGUUUCGGACACACUCUUGUACCACCAGCCAUUCUACUGCGGGACAGGAAUUGUAGAUACGGCAGAGCUCCGGGUGGUCAUGACGCUAUACGGCUAUGUCAGACUUGGUGGGAUGGUAACGAUGUAAUGUCUCAAGUACCGAUAGAAGAAGUCCUGAUGGGUAUGGCAUCUCAAUUAUCAGAAAGAGAGGAUGCACUUCUAUGCUCUGAUGUCAGAGACAACCUUUUUGGACCCAUGGAGUUUUCUAGAAGGGAUCUUGGUGCCCUGAACAUUAUGAGAGGAAGAGACAAUGGAUUGCCUGAUUACAAUACAGCACGAACGUACUUCGGCUUGCCAAAAGUGAAAACCUUCAACGAAAUCAAUCCUCAAUUAUUCGAAGAUAAUCCCGACUUAUUACAAAAGCUGGUACAAGUUUACAACGGGCGUUUAGAUAACAUAGAUGUUUAUAUAGGUGGUAUGUUGGAAUCUACGGGUCAUCCUGGGGAGUUGUUUCGGGCGAUCAUCGUAGACCAAUUCACGAGAAUAAGAGAUGGGGACAGAUUUUGGUUUGAAAACGAAGUUAACGGAAUAUUCACUCGAAAAGAAAUAGAAGAGAUCCGCCGUAUAACGCUUUGGGACAUAAUAGUGAACAGUACCGCGGUGGGUCCAGGCGAUAUCCAAAGAGAUGUUUUCCAUUGGGGGGAUGGUGACCCAUGCAGACAGCCCUACCAACUGAACGCAUCUAAGCUACCACCGUGCAAGUAUCUUAAGGGAUACGAUUACUUUGAGGGAAACGAAUUUGCAUACAUUUACACGUGCCUUAUACUUGCGUUCGUACCAAUAUUGUGCGCCGGCGCUGGCUAUGGAGUUGUGAAGCUGCAGAACAGUAGAAGGCGAAAGUUGAAGUUGCAGCAGGAAAAUAUGAAAAAUACUCAGACUAAAGGUUCCGCUGAUAAAAUGGUCUGCCGAGAAUGGGUUCACGCAUCACACAAACGAUUAGUGAAACUCCGCCUCGGACCCGAACCCGCACUGCACGUUACUGAUCGCAAAGGAGAAAAACUUCGCACCGUGCCAUUGGAUCAUACUGAUCAAUUUACGAUUAUAGAGAGUCAGGAAAGUCACAACAAACGUCCACUUGUAUUAAUACGUGUUCCCCGCGAACACGACUUGGUAUUGGAGAUGGAUUCUGCGGCGUCACGGAGGAAGUUCUUGCUUAAACUGGACACUUUUCUUGCACAACAUAAGAAGACUUUAAGUCUUACUCAGGCAGCUCGGGAGAACAUAUUAACUUCAGCGGAGACUCGAGAGAGGAGACAAAGGAAGUUGGAACACUUCUUCAGGGAAGCCUACGCGAUUACAUUCGGCUUAGCGCCAGGGGAGAAACGACGACGCAAUGAAGACGCAGAUCCGGAGUCUAUUGUAAUGAGAACAUCCUUAUCCAAAUCUGAAUUCGCUAGCGCACUUGGAAUGAAAGCCGAUGCCGUCUUCGUCAAGAAAAUGUUCAAUAUCGUUGACAAAGACAGCGACGGGAGAAUAUCUUUUCAGGAGUUCUUAGACACUGUGGUUCUCUUCUCUCGUGGCGCAACAGACGAUAAACUCCGUAUAAUAUUUGAUAUGUGUGACAACGAUAGAAAUGGGGUUAUAGAUAAGGAGGAACUGAGCGAAAUGUUACGAUCGCUAGUUGAGAUCGCUAGGACCACCUCCUUGAGGGAUGAGCACGUUACUGAACUGAUAAAUGGAAUGUUUUCGGACGCUGGACUUCAACACAAAGAGCAUUUAACUUACUCAGACUUUAAGCUCAUGAUGAAGGAGUACAAAGGGGAAUUUGUAGCAAUCGGUUUGGACUGUAAGGGCGCUAAGCAAAAUUUCCUUGACACUUCUACUAAUGUUGCUAGAAUGACAAGUUUUCAACUUGAACCAUCGAUGGAGCAGACACGGCAUUGGCUUCUUCUCAAAUGGGACUACCUUACAACGUUCCUGGAAGAAAACCGCCAAAACAUAUUCUAUCUGUUCAUCUUUUAUGUAGUCACCAUUGGCUUGUUUGUGGAGAGAUUUGCACAUUAUUCCUUUAUGUCUGAACAUCUCGAUCUGAGACACAUUAUGGGUGUCGGUAUUGCUAUCACUAGAGGAUCAGCUGCUUCGUUGUCUUUCUGUUACAGUCUGUUACUGCUAACUAUGUCCAGGAAUUUGCUCACUAAAUUAAAGGAAUUCAGCGUCCAACAAUACAUACCGUUAGACUCCAGUAUCCAGUUCCAUAAGAUAGUCGCUUGUACCGCUUUGUUCUUCUCUCUCAUUCAUACGGCAGGCCACAUGGUCAACUUCUACCACGUCUCCACUCAACCAGUAGAAAACCUUAGAUGCCUGACCAAGGAAGUCCACUUCACCUCUGAUUUUCGACCAGGAAUCACUUAUUGGGUUUUCCAAACUAUUACUGGGGUGACUGGGGUACUCCUGUUCAUCAUUAUGUGCAUUAUCUUCGUAUUCGCUCACCCCGUGGUCCGGAAACGGGCAUACCCUUGGUUCUGGCGAGCACAUUCUCUUUACUUUGUCUUGUACGCGCUCUGCCUUGUGCAUGGCCUCGCAAGACUCACUGGUGCACCUCGCUUUUGGAUCUUCUUCAUGGGACCUGCUAUUAUCUACACGCUUGAUAAGGUGGUGUCAUUGCGGACAGAAUAUUUAGCGUUGGAUGUAUUGGAAACGGAAAUGCUACCCUCAGAUGUCAUAAAAAUAAAGUUCUAUAGGCCGCCCAACCUCAAGUAUCUAUCAGGUCAGUGGGUCCGACUAUCGUGCACCGCUUUCAAAAAAGAGGAAUACCACUCCUUCACCCUAACAUCAGCCCCUCAUGAGAACUUCCUCUCCUGUCAUAUUAAGGCACAAGGACCCUGGACUUGGAAGCUGAGGAAUUACUUCGACCCUUGCAAUUAUAACCCAGAAAAUCAACCGAAAAUAAGGAUCCAGGGUCCCUUCGGAGGUGGAAACCAAGAUUGGUACAAAUUCGAGGUGGCUGUAAUGGUAGGAGGCGGUAUUGGCGUUACACCUUAUGCGUCAAUACUUAACGAUCUGGUAUUCGGUACAUCAACAAACAGAUAUUCAGGGGUAGCUUGUAAAAAGGUAUACUUUCUUUGGAUUUGUCCAUCCCACAAACACUUCGAGUGGUUCAUAGAUGUACUACGCGACGUGGAGCGCAAGGACGUGACGAAUGUUCUAGAAAUACACAUCUUUAUUACGCAGUUUUUCCACAAGUUUGACCUGAGGACUACCAUGCUGUACAUAUGUGAAAACCACUUCCAACGUCUCUCGCGCACGUCCAUGUUCACGGGUUUGAAGGCAGUGAACCAUUUCGGAAGACCGGAUAUGUCUUCAUUCCUCAAGUUUGUGCAGAAGAAGCACAGCUAUGUGUCCAAAAUUGGUGUGUUCUCUUGUGGCCCACGCCCUCUCACCAAGUCAGUUAUGUCCGCCUGCGAACAAGUUAACCGGACCCGACGACUACCUUACUUCAUACACCAUUUCGAGAACUUCGGCUAA
Messenger RNA from Leptosia nina, 4485 nucleotides. NCBI's taxonomy places the organism in Eukaryota, Metazoa, Arthropoda, Insecta, Lepidoptera, Pieridae. The record is from the annotation of a GenBank genome assembly.